CUCUGGCGCUACCACACGUCAUCAUGUAUCUCACCCGGCAACUCGCUCAAAGCGCCCUAUUCCAGCCGUAUGCCGAAGAUCUAUCGCUGGAUGAGCGUAUACGACUAUCCUACGAGCGCGCUAGACAAGUCGGGCGUUUGUAUGCACUCACCGCCCAUGACGUCCUCACCCUGUCGCCUAAGUUUUGGGACCUACAUAUCGAUCCAAUCUGCACGAUGGAUGGAGCGAUGCUGUCUCUGCUCACAUUGCAAUACAACCUUUGCGCCGGGACAUUGGCAAUGUUUUCCGGGCGACAACCUCAUCUGAAUGACGUAUUGAAAGAGGUUCUCGCAUUUAACGUUUCAGGCCAGUUCUGUCUCACCGAAGUCGGGCACGGUCUGAACGUGUUCCACAUGGAGACGACCGCAACCCUCCUAUCUAAUGGAGAGUUUGACCUGCACACUCCAAGCGAGUCCUCUGCAAAGUUCAUGCCACCCACUUCUCCUACAGGUAUUCCUUGCAUCGCGGUCGUUUUUGCGCGGACUGUGGUGGAGGAUGAGGAUCGUGGUGUCAAGCCAUUCAUAGUCCGUCUGAACGAUGGUACCACGAUGGAAUCCGGGGUCAUAUGCAAGCUUCUCCCUCAACGUGGAGGCUCCCGACCCCUUAACCACUCAAUGACAUAUUUCAACCAUGUCCGUCUGCCAUCUUCUGCGCUUCUGGGUAGUAUCGAAAAGCCAGCGGAUUUCCGAGCUUCGUUCUUCGAGAGUAUCUCCCGCGUCGCGGUCGGUACUCUUGCACUCGGAUCCAAUUGCCUCCCGGCAUUGCAGGUUUCAUCCUACAUAGCGGCUCGCUACAGUCUACGACGUAUGGUCGUCGACCGCGACGGAAGUCAGAAACCCAUCAUGGGCUUUCAGACCCAAAAGGCGCCGAUCGUCACUGUAUUAGCACAGUCAUUCGUGAUGCAAGCUCUGCACACGAAGGCAGUUUCAAUAUUCAGAGAUGUCUCGUUUGACUUUCGCAUUCGUCAUGCUAUGGCCACGAUACUCAAGGUCGUCAUGGUUACCCAUGCGCAGGCGGCCCAAUUGAUGUUGGGAGACCGCUGCGGUGCGCAAGGACUGUUCGAAGUCAAUCAGCUAUCAGCGAUGCACGCGGAUUUGCGCGGCAGUGCGAUUGCGGAAGGAGACAUGCUUGUAAUUUCGAUUCGCCUUGCCACUGAGCUCCUGCUUGGACGAUACGCUGUGCCUGAUACAACCAAUGCUGAUAGUAUCCUCGCCAAGCAUGAACGCGGCAUGUUCGAUGAACUUCGAGGGCUGCUUGCCAAGACGGGCGGACACCGUAGCACAGGAUACAACCAACUCGUCCUUCCCGAGUGUUCAAACCUAGUUCUCGCGAUUGGCCACCGUAUGGCGUACGAUGCAGCCAUCGAGAUGGAGGUGGACGCUUGUCUUGUGGACCUUUACGUGGCAAGCUGCGUGAAGGCCGAUCCUGCGUGGUACGCGGAGAAGAUGGGUCUAUCCAGGAUGGAUCAAAAGAUAAUGGAGGUAACUGCGGUAGAGGCCGUGUAUGAUCGUCUGGAGGAGUUCCUCACAAGGCUAGACGUCGAGCCGUAUGUCUCUGCACCGAUAGUCUCCCAGGAUAGAUGGACAGAGUUUGUAGGCCUUUUGAAGACUUUCAAAGGUGAGGCUAGCGUGAAUGUAACGAAAAGCACCACGGUAUCUGCAUAGUCGACGGCAUUCUGAAUGGUCCAAGUACCUACAAGCACUCGAGCGGCCCCGGAACCACCGCAAUACUGAAACACUGCUAAUCUGCAAUGUUGUCGGUGUCUUUGCACAGUCGCAUGCACAUCCUACUACGGACAUCUUUGCUAAUACUACUUAACGAACAUUAUUAUUGUCAUAAUGGCCAACGUAUGCGGUUACGAUCGAAAUGUGAUGUAAACAGCCACUGGUCUUGCAUUCCAGAACUUUGUAAAUCGUGUAUCAUGAGUAUAUGAGAAUGAACAGAAUGCAAUGUUAAUCGCCACCGAAUAUUUGCCCUAUUUGCUAUCAGCAAGCUUAUCUAAUACGACAUUCUGUUCCGCGUCGGUCUUCUCUGUCUCGUCAAGCUUCCAGACAUCAUCCGUAUACGUAUGGAGCGGAAGUGAUCUCAUAAGCAGACUAGACAACAGUCCGACGCCCGCGAUGGCGGUC
Messenger RNA from Laetiporus sulphureus 93-53, 2168 nucleotides. RefSeq names its product acyl-CoA dehydrogenase NM domain-like protein. The coding region runs from base 24 to 1703 and encodes 559 amino acids. Gene Ontology annotation, molecular function: fatty acid binding; FAD binding; acyl-CoA oxidase activity. Gene Ontology annotation, cellular component: peroxisome. Gene Ontology annotation, biological process: lipid homeostasis; fatty acid beta-oxidation using acyl-CoA oxidase. The record is from RefSeq and is a predicted model, not a curated record. The transcript is spliced from 8 exons. NCBI's taxonomy places the organism in Eukaryota, Fungi, Basidiomycota, Agaricomycetes, Polyporales, Laetiporaceae.